UCCAGCAUAUAAAAUUCUUUUCAUUCCUGUUAUUUUGCUCAUUCGCCUGUAGUUCGAUGGUUCAGCCGCGUGACAAAAGAAUUUCCAUGAUGCCCAGAAACUGUUCAAAGAGGGCAAGUUCGAAGAAGAGAGAAGAGUUUGCUAGUGGCUUGUUUUGGCGGUAAGCGAGCCAACGCAGUUCAGUUUAGCCGUAGCUACUUGUACGGAACCAACGAACAGCAAUGCGAUAGCACCACCAAGAAUGAAGAGGAGAAUAAACACCCGCCAGCCAGUCUUGGCAUCAGGAAAGCUUUGCAAUGCCAACGAAUUAUGAUUUGUUUAAAUCCUUCAAAACGAAGAUUGUUUUGCGAAAAUUGUGGAAGAAGAAGACAAACCCACUCGUGCUGAGAACCUUAAAUCAAAGCCGAAGUCCAGAUUCUAGUGAUUUUGCAUGACCAAAUCAGAAAGCCCACCCAACUCCAGGGGUCAAACCUCAGCAGAACGAGGAAGAAGAGAGAGAGAGAGAGGGGGGGGGGGGAGUUGACCGGGCGUCUUGAGGGUGAGCUACCGGCCAAUGUCUCACACGCUCAGCAGCGUUGAAUUCUUUAAUGAAAUCAUGCGCAUUUGAUGUCAUCCCUUUCAUUCCUAUGCUAUAAAACCAUGUUCUAUUUAUUUACACUCCGUGCUAUACCAGUAAAAUACAUCCCAGAUUAAUAAACUCCAACGAGCAAGACUACCCCUUUUGUUUUUUCACGUUUUCGGAUUUGUUAUUUAAGGUUAGGUUGAAGAAAAUUGUUGCAACAACUAGCCUAUCCUUCCAAUCCAUCUCCCCAUCUCUCUCACUUGCACUACAGCAACUGCCCCGGAAGCUUUUUCUCCGGUCUGCUACGACUGGUAACUAACAGAGUGGAGCUUUCUGAGAUGGGACGAAUUCCAUGCUGCGAGAAAGACAACGUCAAAAGGGGUCAGUGGACCCCGGAGGAAGACCACAAGCUCUCUUCCUACAUUGCUCAACAUGGCACCCGCAACUGGCGUCUUAUACCCAAACAUGCUGGUUUACAGAGAUGUGGAAAGAGCUGCAGAUUACGGUGGACCAACUACCUCCGUCCUGACCUUAAGCACGGCCAAUUCUCGGAUGCAGAAGAGCAGACCAUCGUCACUCUGCAUUCAGUUCUGGGGAAUAGAUGGUCUGUGAUUGCAGCUCAGCUGCCUGGUCGCACCGAUAACGAUGUCAAAAACCAUUGGAAUACCAAGCUCAAAAAGAAGCUAUCAGGCAUGGGUAUCGAUCCCGUCACUCACAAGCCUUUCUCUCACCUCAUUACUGAGAUUGCCACCACUCUGGCUCCACCGCAAGUUCCCCACUUGGCAGAAGCAGCCUUAGGGUGUUUCAAGGAUGAGAUGCUCCACCUCCUCACCAAGAAACGUAUUGGCAGCUACCAAAUGCAGCAAAUAGGUUUAACACCAGUUAACACAGCAGCUACACAAGUUAAGCAUGAGGAUAGGGACGAAACCAUUGAGAAGAUUAAGUACGGAAUAUCAAGAGCCAUAAAGGACCCUGAAACUUCACCUACAAACAAGCCUUGGGACCCUGUUGUAGCAGGACCCGCAAAUUUUGCUGGAAGCUGCAAUGCAUUUGCUGCCCCAGAUUCCGGGUUUCAUUAUGGCCUUUCAUCCCUUGUCAAUGAAGGAAAUGGAUCUGCAUGGAACCAGAGCAUGUGCCCUGGAAGCAGUGCAACAGGAGACCGACAAUGCCAGCUGGAUGAGAAACUCGAAGAUGAAAAUGGUCAAGACUGGAAGGGUGGAAAAGAAAUGAGAGAUGGGGCCACCCUUUUCAAUUCAGACUGCGUUUUGUGGGAUUUACCAUCUGAAGAACUAAUGAGUCCAAUGGUCUAAGGAAGAGCACAGAAUGACCACCAACGGGCAAGAACAUCUUAUUCAUGUAAAAAUAAUAAUGUUCUCGAACUGACAAAGAUAUGUAAAUAAAUUCAUAAUAAAUUUGUCGAGGCAGUAGAGAACACUGCCCUAUGUUCCAAUAA
Messenger RNA from Coffea arabica (coffee), 2015 nucleotides. RefSeq names its product transcription factor MYB80. The record is from RefSeq and is a predicted model, not a curated record. NCBI's taxonomy places the organism in Eukaryota, Viridiplantae, Streptophyta, Magnoliopsida, Gentianales, Rubiaceae.